AUGAGGAUCCUCCUGAUACAAAUCACCACGGUUCUGCUGAUAAGUUAUGCCAAGAGGACUUCCGGCAGGCACUUGCCUUCCACCGUAGACGUUGAUGGAGAAGAAGAAUCCGUUCCUUCCCAAUUCGACAUCGAUGACGACUCGAAGACUGACGAGUCGAAAGAGGAUCCAUCGGAGGAUAAACUACCAAUUUUACCACCAUUGAUCCUGCUAGAUUUUGGAAACGACACCGAAGAUUCGAACGUUACUUCCGAAGAGAAAUCGAAACGAACCGUGAACAGUGGUCUAGGUUACGGCCUCGAGAACAACGCCCUUCAGCCCCGAAGGUACAACUAUUAUUUUCCAGGUGGAAAAUCAGGAACCACGGUCAGCAUCGAGGAAUCCAUUAGCCCUUUCUUACCCAAGACGAUCGUCGAGAGGGUUCAAGCUUCGAGUCAAAGGAAUUACCUGGACAGCCGUCAGAAUUCCUUCGUUUCCUCGACGGAUCGAUACUCGAAUCUGCAACAGACGAAAUCUCAGUCAGUAUUCGGGCAACGAACGAAGCCCCAGAAGGUCGCCGGAGCUUCCAGUUACGAGUCUUACCAAAAUGUAGCGACAACCGCGAAACCAUCGGCCGAUUCGUUCCCGGUUCAGAAUUCAGGAUACCGGAACGCUGGUAUCUCCACGCAAUCGCCUUUGUCUUUCAGUCCCAGCGAUUCGGUCAGAUACGUAACUCCCAGCCCCGGGAACUUUGCCAGCCAUCACAGCAACUCGUUCAACUACGCCAGCACGAUAAGUCCAUUCUCGAUGAACGAGAACGGGGGUACUUACGCGGAGCAAAGGCUUCGAUCGAACGUCGAUUCUCGUGGCUUCCCUGUUUCACAAACCGUCGACUCAUCGACCGUGGCACCGUUGAGCUACGACUCUCAUUUCUCAGCUGCUGGCUCGCAACUUUCCAACCGACCCAGGUACACGGUGGAGAACGGGGUUCGGUACGAGAAUAAAAUCUUUUGGAAAUAUCCGGACGGUCGAGUGUCCGACGUGCCACCGGCCACUUACGUGGAGUACACGCGAUCUUCGGCCGGUCAGUCCGGCAAAUCCCAGCAACCUCAUGCGAUUUACGAGCCAACGACUACGGAAAGUAGCGUGCUUUCCCAGGGACCGGUGCAGUUUCCCACGGUUCCCGAACCGGCCGCACAGGAGCCGAAUCCAUUCGUUUCCGGUGAAUCUUUGUCGUCCAGUUUACCCCAGCAACAAGUGUACCGGCUCGGUUAUCAGAGUUUAGUGAGCCAAAGGCAGAACAUCAACUUGGCUCGACAACGAAAGCCCAACAGUAACGCUGCGGCUUCUUAUUCCUUUUCUACGUCUUCUUCGAGGAGGGCGAAACCUGGUUCGAACAGCGCUAAGGUUAACUAUCAGGCCUAUCAGCAACCCUCCAGGUACAUGGUGAACGGUCCUAAUCCCGAAUACACCGAUGGCUACACGACGGAGGCUACCCUCAACAGUACCACUCCUCUCAGCAAUUUAUUCAGCUCCUCCGGUGAUCGUUCUCCAAGGAAAUACACCUCGAAGGUGCGGAAUUACUUGGACAACGUCCUAGCCGAGGAGGAUGGAUCGAAGAAACAAAGCUUCGAUAACAAUGACCUGAACAGUUACUCGAAUCUUCGAUACUCGGACCUAUUGAAUUACAAUCCGUCCAUCUCGGAAUAUAUUAGAAAUCCUUCGUCUAUUCUGAACGUACGACCGACCUUCGUGCAGGCCGGGAACUCUUUGAUACCGGUUAUUAUACUCCGAGUGGAUGGCGCGUCUCCUAUUCAGACGAAAUCCUCGCAGAACAUUAAUUUGAAGGCUCUGCUUCAACAGUACCUCGUUCAGUACGCCAAGAGCAUUCAAGAGCUGGCCCAACCGUCUACCUACGAUCUCGGAACGGAAUCUAUCGGGAAAGGUCAGACUUCGGGGCAAGGUAAGAGCCCCGUCCUGGAUUUGAUUCGAUUGACCCAGGAGGACGCUCGCCAGAUGCCCGGUUACCCCACGGACUCCUAUAUCGGAAGAUCUAGUUACGAGACUAGUAACCUGGAGGAGCCGAAACAAUUAUCCAAUGGACGUUACAGUAGUCGACAGAAAGUAAAGAACGUUCAGAUUUUGGAUGAUCCUCGAUUCCCUACCUAUAGGGUUAAGAACUAG
Messenger RNA from Osmia bicornis bicornis, 2163 nucleotides. RefSeq lists its product as uncharacterized. Lineage: Eukaryota; Metazoa; Arthropoda; Insecta; Hymenoptera; Megachilidae. The transcript has 2 exons. The record is from RefSeq and is a predicted model, not a curated record. The coding region runs from base 1 to 2163 and encodes 720 amino acids.